Molecule: messenger RNA, 1808 nt
Organism: Cuscuta campestris
Lineage: Eukaryota; Viridiplantae; Streptophyta; Magnoliopsida; Solanales; Convolvulaceae
Source: the annotation of a GenBank genome assembly
GUGUAAGCUUUUCAUUGGCGAGUCCACGUAACGGGGUUCUAUUCAUCAUCCGCGAGCAGAGAUAUUCGCAACCAGCAACUCUCAGUCACGCUGAGCUCGCGAGCAGAGAGAAAUGGAUCGCGGUGCACCGUCGUCGUCUCUUCCACGGUCAGCUCUUCUAGUGGUUCUCACGGCAGCCGCGCAGCUCUUCAUAUCGACCACAACUGUUUCGGCUCUAUACGGCCCUUCUUCACCAGUUCUUCAAUUAAAUCCCUCAAACUUCAAGUCUAAGGUCCUAGGUUCUGAUGGCGUGGUUAUUGUAGAGUUCUUUGCCCCGUGGUGUGGUCAUUGCAAAGCAUUGACGCCCACUUAUGAGAAGGUGGCUUCCGUCUUGAAAGGAGUUGCGACAGUCGCUGCUCUUGAUGCAGAUGCCCACAGGUCUCUGGCUCAGGAAUAUGGAAUUAAAGGUUUUCCUAGCAUAAAGGUGUUUGCACCUGGAAAGCAACCUGUUGAUUAUGAAGGACCAAGGGAGGCAAAAGCAAUGUCUAAUUUUGUGUAUAAACAGAUUAAGGCACUCCUUAAUGAUCGGUUAGAUGGAAAAGUGGGAGGAUCUUCUCAGAAGUCUGAGCCAAGUGUCUCAGUAGAACUGAACUCAAAAAAUUUUGAUGAUUUGGUUAUUAAAAGCAAAGAACUGUGGAUUGUGGAAUUCUUUGCCCCCUGGUGUGGACACUGCAAGAAGCUCGCACCUGAGUGGAAAAAAGCAGCAAAAAACCUACAAGGGAAGGUGAAGUUGGGUCAUGUGGACUGUGAUGCAGAGAAGACUUUGAUGAGCAGGUUCAGCGUUCAAGGGUUUCCUACGAUUUUGGUAUUUGGUGCUGACAAAGAAAAGCCAACCCCUUAUGAUGGUGCAAGGACUGCGCCAGCUAUCCAAUCAUUUGCUCUUGAUCAGCUGGAAUCUAAUGUUUCUCCCCCUGAAGUGGUAGAAUUGACUGGACAGGAAAUCAUGGAAGAAAAGUGUAGUUCUGCUGCCAUUUGUUUUGUGGCAUUCCUACCAGACAUUUUGGAUUCCAAAGCAGAGGGAAGGAACAAGUAUUUGGACAUUUUGUUGUCUGUUGCUGAGAAAUUCAAAGGAAAACCGUACAGCUUUGUCUGGGCUGCUGCUGGCAAACAACCCGAUCUGGAGAAGCAGGUUGGCGUCGGUGGGUACGGAUAUCCCGCAAUGGUAGCCUUGACCCGCAAAGCCUAUGCACCUCUGAAGAGCGCAUUUCAGCAUGAUCCAAUCAAAGGAUUUGUGCUCGAAGCAAGUCUAGGGGGCAAAGGAAACCUGCCGCUGACAGAAACUCCCAACAUAGUAAAGACUGAACCUUGGGAUGGCAAAGAUGGGGAAAUCAUGGAAGAAGAUGAAUUCUCCUUUGACGAACUCAUGGCAGACGAAACACCAGCCAAGGAUGAAUUGUAACUCUCCCUCCCUGAGCUGAUUUUGAGCGAACAGGUGACAUGACCAUACUGAGAUCUUGUGUUCAAUUCUGGUCCUAUUAAGCCUUUAACAUGGGAAAAGACGCGGCAUUUUAGCUCAAACCAUUUUAGUUGUGAUUAUAGCUCAUCCAACUCAUAUGCAUAUCCAUACUAUGAACAUUUUUUUUGAACCAUCUUUUUGCACUUGUUAAGUUAUAUUUAUUUACAAGUAAAAUGACAUUGUGAGUUGUGAGGAUAACAAUAUGGUUUCUUACUCAAAAUUGUCUCUCAAGUAUUUACCCUCAGCAAUAAUGAAAUGACAAGAACAACAACCUUUUUUUUUACUUUUUUUUUAAUAAUAAGAAUAUGUUUUA